AUGGCAGCUUCCAGUGCAGAUACAGGUGACGAACACGCCUCUCAACCUCCCCAGUCUCGCGCCAUGUCGGUCUCUACUUUAGUAGAAGACCCCGACAAUGGCCAGCACGCCACAUCUCUCUCAGCAUUGCGGCGCCUCCCCAAUCCCUUCUCCGUAGCCGCUUCGGCUUUUGGUGCCAUGUUCCACCCUUCAGAAAGAGCCUCUCCUUUUAUGGAUCAACGCUUCAUUGACAACCUCCCUCUACGUGAACGCGAGCCAGCGGGGUUCAUUCCACAUGAUGGCAGCUUUCAACCGCAUGGACAGGUGGCGGUGGCUGAUGAUGAGACUGUGCUGGCUUACACCGUGCCUGAGGCGGCGGAUCAGAUGGAUCGAGAAAGAAACCAUGGAUACUUCCAGCUGAUGCAAGGUCGUCCGCCAAAUGCCUCUGAUGGCUGCCAAGGUGCCCAGGCUGAAGAAAUCAAAACAUGCCCGCUGUUUUCCAAUCAUGUUCAGAAGGCGUUGAGAAACGGAAUCAUUGGAGUCUCUGAUCCCAACAACACUGCCUUCCCCCAAUAUGGGCUCCUGGGCAUGCGUGAGCAAACCUACAAUUCAAGUGUGCCAGAUACAGCUGGGACUUUGUCACUCGAUGACGAUCUUGUCUUCGCCAACAUGAAUGCACCUUGGUCAGCUUUCAUAUGCGGCUCGCAGGGCGCCGGGAAGAGUCAUUCACUCUCUUGCCUUCUUGAGAACUCGCUCCUGGCUUCAUCUUCAGCGGGAGAGAACCUGAGGCCUCUCGCCGGCCUCGUGUUUCACUAUGACAAGUUCACAAGCAGUGAGAGCACUCAGUUGUGCGAAGCGGCGUAUCUAUGCUCAUCGGGAAUCCCUGUGCGAAUUCUUGUGUCGCCGAGCAACAUUCAUGCAAUGCACCGACUGUAUAGAAACCUCCCUGGUCUGCCUAAAGACGCCCCACGUCCAGAAGUCAUUCCACUCUACUUUCAAGAAAAUCAACUCAAUGUCACACGCUUAAUGACGUUGAUGGCGAUCGACGACCAGGGCAAGAUACCACUCUACAUGGAAGUCCUUUUCAAGGUGCUCCGCGACAUGACGGUUGAGAGGAAGGGUGCAGGGGGCGUGGACUACCUUGAUUUCAAAGACCGAUUGCUGGGUAAAGACCUCAGUUCCCAACAAAGCGGACCGUUGAGACUGCGCCUGGAAAUGCUCGAGUCUUUCCUUGCGGACAAGGACCAGCCGGCGCAGGCCAUGGCCCUUCUGAAGGACAUGUUCAAGUCAGCUCAAGGGUCACUCACCAUCAUCGAUUUAAGCUGCCCUUUUGUCAAUGAGAACGAUGCGUGUACCCUUUUCACGAUUUGUCUGUCAAUCUUCAUGGAGAAUCGCGGUGACUGUGGUCGAAUCAUCGCCCUUGAUGAAGCUCAUAAGUUCCUUACGAGAUCGGGAGAGGCUGAAAAGCUCACGGAUGAAUUGACAUCCAUUGUCCGUCAACAACGCCACCUCGCUUCGCGCGUUAUCGUGUCGACGCAAGAACCGACACUGGCGCCACGGUUCAUCGAUCUCUGCAAUGUCUGCAUCGUUCACCGAUUCAAUUCGCCGGCUUGGUUUGACAUGCUCCAAGGCCACCUUGCUGGUGCCAGCCGCCACAAGGAAUGGAGCAAUACGACGUUGUUCGAGAUGAUAGUUGGCUUAGAGACUGGCGAAGCUCUGAUAUUCUGCCCUGCAGCAUUGUUUGAUGUGUACAAUGGCAACGUACGCCGAUUGAAAGACGCAUUCAUCAGAGUCCGCAUCAGAAAUCGGGUGACCGCUGAUGGUGGGAAGAGCAUCUUGGCUUCCGACAAGAUGAAAGAUAUGGAGCCUGGAGAACUUCUGAUUGAAGACUUAAUUCGACCAUUCGCAAUGCGCGCUGUGCAUGGUGUCCCCACUAUACCUGCUAUGCCCGCUCUGCCGACAGGCCUGUCGGUCAAACAAGCCAAAAAAGCUCAACGUCGUGCGGUCAAGGCGGGACGGGUAACGAAGAGUCAGACUCCCCUAUCUCGCCCUGACAACUUGAGCAAGGGUCUUGCAUAUAGGCGAGCACGAGGCCAACAACCAAAGGAAAUACAGGGUCCGACAGAGGGUUCGACGCACAUUUCUGCGCAAGGACCGACUCAAUAUGCAGUCCUGCGGUCUGCCCAAGGGUUGGAGGAAGAUCGAGAGCAAGGUGGAGCGUUCUGUGCAACGCCUCCCACUGAUCCAGAUGAUCUGUUUGCCCCUACCUCUUCUUUUGUUCCCUUGGCUAGUACAUUGCAUUCUGCCAGGACUCCCAGUUUCCAUGACCUUUUGCCAUACUUGCGCAACGCCGUCUCAGAGUCUCUACGUAAGGACCCCACAGGCAUUGCAUUUGGCAAAGUACGUAGCCAAGCAGCGCGCUCUGCAGGCCUCCCCGAAGGAUUCUUCUCAGCCUCCCCGUGGAAGGCCUGGUCCAGAAGGGUGAUUAAUGAGCAGGUGGCCAAGCAUGCUGAGGCUUAUGGGAUACCAUUGCCAUUGCGCCAUUAG
Molecule: messenger RNA, 2526 nt
Organism: Cladophialophora bantiana CBS 173.52
Lineage: Eukaryota; Fungi; Ascomycota; Eurotiomycetes; Chaetothyriales; Herpotrichiellaceae
Exons: 4
Coding region: 1-2526 (841 amino acids)
Source: RefSeq, a predicted model, not a curated record